AUGGCUCUCACUACUGGAAAAGUUGAUAUGUUUACAGAAAUCUACGUGAACCAUGCGAAUGGAACAAUCAAAGAUCUGGUCGCAAAGGACAAACCCCAUAGGAUCUCAAGGAGGGAAAUCGAAUAUCAAAUCCUAGAAGGAAUCGACAAUUCCGAAUUCCCUACUGCUUUCCGUAUCGUAUUCUACUCAAUGGUCUUGCAUACCAAUACAUUCGAUGGUUACUGGUUUGGCCAGCAAAAUCUGCUUGGCUUACCAAAAUUUUCAAUCACUCGGCUGAAGCCUGAUAUGUCCCUGCUUCGGAACCUUCAUGGCACGGGAGCCCUUGAUAUAUUAACAUCUUUAUCCAGCGAUGAGUCUGAUGCAUCAGGUGCUGAGGAGAGUGAAGAAGAAGACAUAUUUCAAAAUGAUGACCUGGAUACAACAAAAGUUCCUACUCCAUUUGACCCAGCCAAUGACCCAGCCUAUUCACUUAUUAACAGGGGACAUGUUAGUAUCGAGCCCAGCGAAGUCGAGUUUUCCGAUCGUGAAGAAGAAUCUCAUCCAGCUCGCUCAUCUACCCACACACAGUAUCCAACGCCAAAUGAAACCCCCGUCCAAAGGAGAAAGUGCGCUGCUGCCGUGCACGACGAAAACGAAACACAAGAAGGUGAUUAUACGAUACCAGGCGCAGACUGGAUGACCGAAGAUAUGCUGGACGAAGAUUACAUUGACCCUUCUUUUAUUGAUUGUCCCGUGAUAACAGCAUUUGGUAUACCCUUAAACAAUCCAGCACAAGUCAAUAUGCCAGCCAGUUCCCCAGUUCCAAAGCCUGGUGAUUUGACAUCGAAGAGCUCAGCAAAGGGCAGGCGAGGCGGUGGUCCUAAAAAACAGGUACGUCUUGCAGCUCUUCCACAAUAG
Microsporum canis CBS 113480 is the source of this 897-nucleotide messenger RNA. RefSeq lists its product as uncharacterized. The transcript is spliced from 3 exons. Lineage: Eukaryota; Fungi; Ascomycota; Eurotiomycetes; Onygenales; Arthrodermataceae. Bases 1 to 897 code for a protein of 298 amino acids. The record is from RefSeq and is a predicted model, not a curated record.